Cryptomeria japonica (Japanese cedar) is the source of this 1560-nucleotide messenger RNA. RefSeq names its product protein HOTHEAD-like. The coding region runs from base 37 to 1560 and encodes 507 amino acids. Lineage: Eukaryota; Viridiplantae; Streptophyta; Pinopsida; Cupressales; Cupressaceae. Gene Ontology annotation, molecular function: oxidoreductase activity, acting on CH-OH group of donors; flavin adenine dinucleotide binding. The record is from RefSeq and is a predicted model, not a curated record. The transcript has 5 exons.
UUCAAAUUCAAAUAUCUAAAAGAAGUUUGAUUAUAAAUGAGGAUGGGGAUCCUAUUCUUUUUAAUUUCAUGUCUGCUUUUACUUACGAAUCAUCAUCACCUGUUUUGUCCAGUGGAGGCAACGCAGAACUUAGAAUAUCCAUAUUCAUUUAUGACAGCAGAUGCUGAAAAGGCUGCUGCGAGAAAGUAUGAUUACAUUAUCGCUGGAGGAGGUACAGCUGGAUGUCCUCUUGCAGCAACACUGUCACAGAAUUAUUCUGUUUUGGUAUUGGAGAGGGGAGGCUCUCCCUAUGGAAAUCCCGUCACUGCAGACAAUAAAGACUUUUUCAAGGUUUUUGGCAACGCCAGUGAUUAUCCCUAUGAACUUGAGGGAUUUGUGACAGAAGAUGGGGUGCAGACGACAAGGGGAAGGGUUCUGGGAGGUGGAACAUCCGUCAAUGCUGGCUUCUACAGCAGGGCAAGCCUUCAAUAUAUUCGUUCUGCGGUCCGGGAUGGACUUUUGGAAGCUGGGGUGCUUCCUUAUCAUGGGUAUACUCUGGAUAAUUUGGCAGGCACCAAGAUAAGUGCUACAAUUUUUGAUAAGAAAGGUAGUAGACACACAGCUGCAGAUCUCUUACACUAUGCAAAUCCAGAUAACAUUGUAGUUCUUCUGAAUGCUACAGCCAGCAGAAUCCUCUUUGAUUCCUCAACAGGGAAGCUGAAAGCCAGUGGUGUCGACUUCAUCAGUAGCACCGAUGGCAAGUCUUAUCAAGUAUCAGCCAACAAAUCAUCAGAUCUGAGUGAGGUUAUUUUGUCCGCAGGACCCAUAGGUAGCCCCCAACUUCUACUAUUAAGUGGAAUAGGCCCAUCAGAUGAGUUAGAAAAAUUGAAUAUUACUGUGCAUUUAGAUCUGAAAUCAGUAGGGAAAGGGGUUCAAGAUCCACCUCGUUCAACAGUUGUCAUCGAAUCUCCUAAACCAUUGGAAUUUGGUAACAUACAGGUUGUAGGUAUAAUAGACAAGUCAAACAUUUACAUUGAGCCUACUAGCUAUUUCAGAGAAAUAAAUGCCACUCAUAAACAAUAUUUAGGUGCAAUAUUUAGUAAAGUGGCAUAUCCCUUAUCAAGGGGUGAGCUGUGGCUUAGAAGCAAAGAUCCCCUAGAUACUCCUUAUGUAAGAUAUAAUUAUUUUUCUAAUCCUUUAGAUCUACAAGAAUGUAUGGUUGGUGUGAAGACAUUGUCUCAUAUUAGCAUGACAUCUUCUAUUCAAGAGUAUGCAUUUAAUGUUAGUGGAAACACAAAGAUGCUUCGAUUUAGUGGAUCGGCACUGCCAGAAAAUCCAUCAGACAAUGAUGCCUUGGCCAAGUUUUGCAAAGAUACACUAGCAUCAAUAUGGCAUUAUCAUGGAGGAUGUCAAGUUGACCUUGUUAUUGAUCAAAGGUAUUGUGUCAAAGGCAUUGAUAAUCUAAGGAUUGUUGACAAUUCUAUUUACAAGGAUAGUCCAGGGACAAAUCCUCAAGCCACUACUAUGAUGCUUGGAAGGUACACGGGUCUUCGCAUCCUCCAAGAACACAUGCAAAAUUAA